Messenger RNA from Paramormyrops kingsleyae, 4116 nucleotides. It is a transcript of the gene ap3b1a, whose product is annotated as adaptor related protein complex 3 subunit beta 1a. Gene Ontology annotation, biological process: intracellular protein transport; vesicle-mediated transport. Gene Ontology annotation, cellular component: clathrin adaptor complex; membrane coat; AP-3 adaptor complex. Lineage: Eukaryota; Metazoa; Chordata; Actinopteri; Osteoglossiformes; Mormyridae. The record is from RefSeq and is a predicted model, not a curated record.
CGGUCCUUUGCGACUCUUUCUUGGAUACUUCCGGUACUGCGUGGAGAGCUGGCAAAGUUGCACGAAAGUUUUUCUGUUUGUUUUGUACAGUGUUACGCGAUUGUUUCCUCGUCCUACAUUCUUAGUACAUACAGAUAUCAAGACGCGUGGAUUGUUUCGCAUUGUACUCAGAUGAUGAACAUGUCGGCGAACAACUUGUAUAAUGACCAAGGAGGAGCCGAGCCAGCCGUAGAGGCUGGACAGGAGACAACUCCGACUUCUUCAUCUGCAGGGGUGGGAUCUGGCCUUUUCAGCAGUGAUUUCAAAAAGAACGAUGACCUGAAGGAAAUGCUGGAGAGCAACAAGGAGUCCCUGAAACUGGAGGCGAUGAAAAGGAUUGUGGGGCUGAUGUCCAGGGGGAGGAACGCUUCAGAUCUCUUCCCGGCUGUCGUGAAGAAUGUGGCGAACAAGAACAUUGAGCUGAAGAAACUGGUUUAUGUCUACCUGGUCAGAUACGCCGAGGAGCAGCAGGAUCUUGCCUUGCUGUCCAUCAGCACCUUUCAACGUGGCCUCAAGGACCCGAAUCAGCUGAUCCGAGCCAGCGCUCUCAGGGUCCUGUCCAGCAUCCGUGUGCCCAUCAUCGUGCCCAUCAUGAUGCUGGCGAUCAAGGAGGCGGCUGCGGAUUUGUCCCCGUACGUCAGGAAGACUGCAGCCCACGCCAUCCAGAAGCUGUACAGUCUUGACCCCGAGCAAAAAGACCAUCUGAUUGAGGUGAUUGAAAAAUUGUUGAAGGACAAAAGCACACUUGUGGCAGGCAGCGUGGUCAUGGCCUUUGAGGAGGUAUGUCCGGACCGCAUCGAUCUGAUCCACAAGAACUACCGCAAGCUCUGCCACCUACUGGUGGAUGUGGAGGAGUGGGGCCAGGUGGUCAUCAUAAACAUGCUGACACGCUACGCCCGAACGCAGUUCCUCAGCCCAUGGAGGGAGGACGCCCAGUUCGACGAGAACAGCGAGAAGACCUUUUACGACUCUGAUGAGGAGAAAGAGCAGGCCGACAGCAGGCCCUAUGUGAUGGAUCCAGACCACCGUCUGCUGCUUAGGAACACCAAGCCGCUGCUGCAGAGCCGAAACACUGCGGUGGUGAUGGCAGUGUCCCAGCUGUACUGGCACCUGGCCCCGAAGCACGAGGUGAACGUUGUCACCAAGUCGCUGGUCCGGCUCCUGCGCAGCCACAGAGAAGUUCAGUAUAUUGUUUUACAGAACAUUGCCACCAUGUCAAUUCAGAGAAAGGGCAUGUUUGAACCUUUCCUGAAGAGCUUCUUUGUGAGAUCUACAGAUGCUACCCACAUCAAAACCCUGAAGCUGGAGAUCCUAACAAACCUGGCCAACGAGGCAAACAUCUCCACCAUCCUCCGGGAGUUCCAGACAUAUGUGAAAAGCCAGGACAAGGCCUUUGCCGCCGCGACCAUCCAGGCGAUCGGCCGGUGCGCGACAAACAUCGACGAGGUUACUGACACGUGCCUCAACGGCCUGGUCCUGCUGCUGUCCAACCGAAACGAGACGGUAGUGGCGGAGAGCGUGGUGGUCAUCAAGAAGCUACUACAGACACAGCCGUCCCAGCACAGCGAUAUCAUCAAGCACAUGGCCAAGCUGCUGGACAGCAUCACGGUACCCAUGGCCAGAGCCAGCAUCCUCUGGCUCAUCGGGGAGUACUGCGAGCGGGUCCCCAAGAUUGCACCCGACGUGCUGAGGAAGACGGCCAAGACCUUCACAGCCGAGGAGGACAUCGUCAAGCUGCAGAUCCUCAACCUGGCUGCUAAGCUCUACCUCACCAACUCCAAGCAGACGAAACUGCUCACUCAGUACAUUUUAAACCUGGGCAAGUACGACCAGAAUUACGACAUACGGGACCGAACCCGAUUCGUCAGGCAACUGAUCGUCCCCAACGAGAAGAGCGGCGCUCUCAGCAAAUACGCCAAGAGGAUCCUUCUGGCCUCCAAGCCAGCCCCCGUGCUGGAGUCCACCUUCAAAGAUAGGGAUCGCUUCCAGCUGGGGACUCUGUCUCACACCCUCAACACCAAAGCCAGCGGCUAUCUGGAGCUGUCUGACUGGCCGAAGGUGGCCCCCGACCAGUCUGUGAGGAACGUGGAGGUGUUCGAGCCGGUGAAAGAGUGGGCGCCAUCGGUUGGAAAGGCUAAGCCAGCGAAGUCUGACAAGUUCUACUCGGACUCCGAGGAAGAGGAGGAGGAGGAGGAGGCAUCCGGAAGUAGCAGCAGUGCUGAGGACAGCAGCAGUAGUGAAGAAGAGUCCGGGAGCGAGGAUGACGAGAGCAAGAGUGAUGAAGGUUCUGACAAGAGCUCCACCCAGUCGGAGUCUGACGAGAAGCAGCAGGUCCUCCGGAAGACAGCUGGCCGAGGCCUGCAGGACAGUUACUCAGAAGAUGAGAAGACAGCAAUCAGACCAAAACCCAAAACAAGAGGCACCCAAUUCCAGCCCAAAGCCAGCUCCUCCUCCGGCUCCUCCUCCUGCUCCCAGUCUUCCUCUGAGGCAGACUCGGACUCUGACUCCGAUGGCAGUGCUGGGCUGGAGCAGAAGCAGAUCUCAAAGCCCAAGGCUGAAGUAAAGGUGAAAAAGGAGGUGUCCUUGCUGGAUUUAGAUGACUUCAACCCCGUCUCAGCAUCCGUGCCCAAGGCCUCUAUUCUCUCACCCAGCCUGCUGAGUGACCUGGAAGGCCUGUCCCUCUCCGGCGUCUCUGCAGCCAUUGAGGUCAGCUCCCCAGUCUUCGUGCCCCACAUGUCCCACGAGCUGCUGCACCGCAUGAGCGGCAAGGGCCUGGCGGCAUGCUACCACUUCCCUAGGCAGCCGUGCAUCUACGACCCGCGCAUGGUGUCCGUGCAGCUCACCUUCACCAACUGCGGCGAGCAGCCGGUGCAGGACCUGCGCGUGGGGGAGGCCUCCCCGCCGGCACUCAGCCUCCACCGCUUUGCCGCCGUCGAGCGUCUGGAGCCUGACUCCUCCAUCACCGUGUCCAUGGGCAUCGACUUCAAUGACUCCACUCAAGCUGCCAGCUUCCAGCUUUGCACCAAGGAGGACCAGUUCAGCGUGUCCGUGCAGCCAGCGGUGGGAGAGCUCUUCAUGCCCGUCACCAUGACAGAGCAGGACUUCCACAAGGAGCAAGGGAAAUUGACUGGGAUGAACGAGAGUUCGACAACCGUCACCGUGGCCUCUGAGAGCACAUCUGCGCAGAUCAUCACCAGGAAGGUGGUGUGUGUGGCCAACAUGGGGGUGGUGCCCUCCAGCCAGACCAACGUCCACAGGUUCGCCGCCAAGACCGCCAGCAGCGAGGCCCUGGUCCUGGCCACCGUCGAGCUGAAGGAGGCAUCGGCUGCCAGGCUGCUGGUGAACACCGAGGAGACGGUGAUUGGCUCCAUGCUGCUGCGGGAUCUGAAGACCGCUCUGUCUCAGGGGUAGAGAUCUCGCAGCUGGACCUCCAAGCCCGGCAUGCUGCAAACAUUUACCGCAUUAAAGCCGCCAUCUGGUGCUGCCCUCCGAGGAAAGAGAGAGCCGCCGGGAGGGGGGGCGGAGCGGGAGAGGAGGGGGGACAUGUCAAAACGGUGCUGGAGCCCCUCUAAACACUGUCUAAGUGCUGCCAAACCAGCGCCACUCCUACCACACACACACACACGCACACACACACCUCUUAAGUAAGGCCAAGUUUGUUGCAAGUUUUUCACUUUUAUUCCCAUAAAUUUGCUUCUCCUGUUUCCAUGUGCACACAAGCACAGGUUCACCAAUACACAAUAAAGCCCACAGUUGUGGUGCAGAAAUCUGACUGACGGGAAGCUCAAUUUUUUUUCUUUCUCAAUUAUUUUACAUUGUAUAGAGAAUUUUUUGAGGAAAUUUGCCUUAGAAGUCCUCAAUGCCAAAGGUUUGUGACGAUGCACCGUGGCCCCUAAGGGCCCCUAAGUUUGCCCCUCUGUGUGCCACCUCUGGAUGAACAGACAUGGCAGUUUUCACUGACAAUAUUCAAGUGCCUCUCUGUGCAAAUUAAGUGAAGGUAUAUUAUAAUGACCAAAAAAAAAACAGUAUUUGUUGAUUGUGUUCCUUAUGAUCCAAAAUAAAGAGCGUUAGUGAUGA